This is a messenger RNA of Carya illinoinensis, 922 nucleotides long. Its product is annotated as protein P21-like. Bases 49 to 726 code for a protein of 225 amino acids. Gene Ontology annotation, cellular component: extracellular region. The transcript has a single exon. Gene Ontology annotation, biological process: defense response. The record is from RefSeq and is a predicted model, not a curated record. NCBI's taxonomy places the organism in Eukaryota, Viridiplantae, Streptophyta, Magnoliopsida, Fagales, Juglandaceae.
UCCCAAGCACCAACUACUCAAAACAAAUAUAUCUUUUCACUCUCCAAAAUGAUUCUCUCCAAAAACUUGUCCACUUUCUGCUUCCUUUACGCUCUCUGCUUUCCCCUUGCCAAUGCAGCUACAUUUGUUAUAACAAACAAUUGUCCCUACACGGUUUGGGCUGGGGCUAAACCUGGUGGUGGUAUGCAGCUCAACCCAGGGGGUGGAACUUGGACCUUUGAUGUUAACGCAGGCACCACAGGGGCUCGUAUUUGGCCAAGGACUGGGUGCAAUUUCGAUGGGGCUGGGCGUGGCAGCUGCCAGACCGGUGACUGCGGUGGGCUUCUACAAUGCCAAGCCUAUGGUGCACCCCCAAACACCCUAGCAGAAUACGCAUUAAACCAGUUUAACAACUUGGAUUUCUUUGAUAUCUCUCUUGUGGAUGGGUUUAAUGUUCCCAUGGAAUUUAGUCCCACCUCUAAUGGGUGCACUCGUGGGAUAAGAUGUACUGCUGAUAUCAACGGGCAGUGCCCCAAUGAGUUGAAGGCUCCCGGUGGAUGUAACAAUCCAUGCACUGUAUUCAAGACCGAUCAAUAUUGUUGCAAUUCUGGAAACUGUGGGCCUACAGAAUUUUCUAAAUUUUUCAAGGAUCGUUGUCCCGAUGCUUACAGUUACCCUAAAGAUGACCAAACUAGCACAUUUACAUGCAAUGGUGGGACUAACUACAAGGUUGUGUUCUGCCCUUGAAGCAGUGCCCCAUAGAACUAGUACCUACCUAGGUACGUAGUAUUUAUGUGAUGAUGUAAUAAAAGCUUUAAGGUUGCUUGGUGAGCACACCUUGUAGUGUGCAAAACGCAAACGCCAACCUUGGUACUGAGAGAUGAUGAUGUCAUAAUAAUAUAUCCACGAAAGACUAAAUAUAUAAAAUAACGUUUCUAAACUA